AUAGCCCAAUCUGGAAACGCGAGAGCUGACAAAAUUGCGAAUUCUCUCUCGCUCGUGGCGAUGUCCAUGGAGAUAUCUCUUCUUCGUCCGGCGACUCAGUCGCUUCUCCCAUCGUUUUCGAAGCCGAACCGUCGAGUUCAUUUCUACAAGCCUCUUAGACUCCGUUGUUCAGUAGCCGAUCCUAAUGCGCCAAGGUUUGUGUUGUGGAAUGGGAAACUGAGGCCGGUUCCAUCAAAGCCGACUGAUUUACCGUUCUUCGAUUUGAUGAGCAUUGGUGGGAAGAUCAGGGCUGGUCUUGGUGCUAUCGGCCUUCGUCCACCACCUCCAGGUCGUGAAGAGUCGGUGGAGGAGUUUGUGCGGCGUAACCUAGGUGAUGAGGUUUUUGAGCGCCUGAUCGAACCAUUUUGUUCAGGUGUUUAUGCGGGUGACCCUUCAAAACUGAGUAUGAAAGCAGCAUUUGGGAAGGUUUGGAAACUAGAGCAAAACGGUGGAAGCAUCAUAGGUGGUACUUUUAAGGCAAUUCAGGAGAGGAAAAAUGCUCCCAAGGCAGAACGAGACCCGCGCCUGCCAAAGCCAAAGGGCCAAACAGUUGGUUCUUUCAGAAAGGGACUUACAAUGUUGCCAGAAGCAAUAUCUGCAAGGUUAGGUAGCAAAGUCAAGUUGUCCUGGAAGCUCUCAGGUAUUACUAAGCUGGACGGUGGAGGAUACAGCUUAACCUAUGAGACUCCAGAUGGUGUAGUUACCGUGCAGAGCAAAAGUGUUGUAAUGACUGUGCCAUCUCAUGUUGCAAGUAGUCUCUUGCGCCCUCUUUCUGAAUCUGCAGCGAAUGCACUUUCAAAACUGUACUAUCCACCAGUUGCUGCAGUAUCGAUCUCAUACCCGAAAGAAGCAAUCCGAACAGAAUGUUUGAUAGAUGGUGAACUAAAGGGUUUUGGGCAAUUGCAUCCACGUACACAAGGAGUUGAAACUCUAGGAACUAUAUACAGCUCCUCUCUCUUUCCAAAUCGAGCACCGCCCGGAAGAAUCUUGCUAUUGAACUUCAUUGGUGGGUCUACCAACACCGGGAUUCUAUCCAAGUCAGAAGGAGAGUUGGUGGAAGCGGUUGAUCGGGAUUUGAGGAAAAUGCUAAUAAAGCCGAAUUCGACUGAUCCGCUUAAACUAGGAGUGAGGGUGUGGCCUCAAGCCAUUCCUCAGUUUCUAGUUGGUCACUUUGAUAUCCUUGACACAGCUAAAUCAUCUCUAACCCUAAGAGAAGGGCCUUUGGUUCUCGCAGUCUAA
Messenger RNA from Thlaspi arvense, 1278 nucleotides. NCBI's taxonomy places the organism in Eukaryota, Viridiplantae, Streptophyta, Magnoliopsida, Brassicales, Brassicaceae. The record is from the annotation of a GenBank genome assembly.